This is a messenger RNA of Quercus lobata, 6391 nucleotides long. Its product is annotated as Tetratricopeptide repeat (TPR)-like superfamily protein. Gene Ontology annotation, cellular component: nucleus. Gene Ontology annotation, biological process: chromatin organization. Bases 205 to 6144 code for a protein of 1979 amino acids. The record is from RefSeq and is a predicted model, not a curated record. Gene Ontology annotation, molecular function: protein binding; nucleosome binding. The transcript is spliced from 19 exons. NCBI's taxonomy places the organism in Eukaryota, Viridiplantae, Streptophyta, Magnoliopsida, Fagales, Fagaceae.
GCUCCUAAACUCCGAAAGUCCCAACGACAAACUCAAUCUCAAUCUCCCUCGCUUUUAAAAAAAACAAACUUGUUUUACUUAAAAGCCCUAAUCAGUACUCAGUAGUAGUAUUAACCAAAAAUCAAACUCGCUUUAAAUUUCUCUCUGCAGAAGAAGAAGAAGAAGAAGAAGAAGAAAGAAGAAGUUCAUAAACCACAUUCGAAUAUGUUCGCAAUUGCUGCUAUCAAUGAUACUGACUCUAAAGGCCAGUGGGAACCUUUAGCUCCUACCAAAGAAGCCCAGGAAUUUCAUCUAACACAAACCUAUCAUGAAGGACUUCAAAAAUUACAAGCUAAAGAAUAUGAAAAGGCGCGCGAGCUCUUAGAAUGUGUCUUAAGAGAUCCUCUUAUAGCAGGGGCGCAGGUGGACAGUAGUGCCAGCGAUGGUCAUCUACUGCAGCUCAGGUUUUUGGCACUGAAGAACCUUGCCACGGUUUUUCUUCAACAAGGUUCUGCACAUUAUGAGAGUGCUUUACGCUGUUAUCUUCAAGCCGUAGAGAUUGAUACCAAAGAUUCUGUUAUCUGGAACCAGCUGGGAACAUUAUCAUGCUCAAUGGGCUCACUCAGUAUAUCACGUUGGGCUUUUGAGCAAGGGCUUUUGUGCAGCCCUAAUAAUUGGAAUUGCAUGGAGAAGCUAUUGGAAGUUCUUAUUGCGAUUGGUGAUGAGGUGGCAUGUCUUUCUGUAGCAGAGUUGAUUUUGAGGCAUUGGCCAUCACAUUCUCGUGCCUUGCAUGUCAAAAACACCAUUGAAGAGUCAGAGCCAGUUCCAUUUGCUCCAAGAGGUAUAGAUAAACUGGAACCUAAACAUGUGCGGCUCAAAUUCUGUGACAAGAGAAAAUUGACUGAUGAGAAUUUAGAUGAAAGCAUUGCAUUGAAAAAGUUGAAACAGAACAUAGAACUGGACUUGGCAGAGGUUUCCUGGGCCACUCUUGCUGAUGCACUAUUGGAAAUCUUACAUCCAUUGCAUGAAUGUGGUUCUGAGAUGGGGGCGGAAAAAGUUUAUAGAUCCGGGGAUGUCAGAUUAAGAAUACGCUUACCUUCUAGUUCUGAGAAUGUUAUGGGGACUGUGGAAAGGAAAGGGAUUGACUUAAAUUUAGUGUGUGAAAAUAUGCCUCUUAGUGAUUGUGAUACUGAAAGAGCAAGUGUAGUUAAAGAAAAAGAAGCAAAUACUCUAGAAGAACAACCACAUGAGAGGCGGAGUAGUCGUCUUAGGAGUCGUAAACCAGGCAAAGAAGAAUUAGAUUCUGGUACUGGUAAGGAUCUGCCAAAGGUUGUAAUUCAAUAUCUAGAACCUUUUAUCACUGGUGGACCAGGAACGAAAAGUGCUGUUCAUGAUUCUAGCUGUUCAAAUCCAUUGGAUUCUGAAUUUAGUGACGUUUCUAAAUUUGUGACAGAAACUUCAAAAAAUUGUGGUGCUUACCAUAUGGGCCACUUACUUUUAGAAGAAAUGGCAAGAAGAGGCCUUGUUUAUCAGGAUUCAUUUUUCAAAUUGAUGGAGUUAGAGAAGUUGACAAGACAUUGGGGUAAGGAUAGAACCCCUGAAUGUAGUCUUUUUCUUGCCGAGCUUUAUUACGACCUUGGCUCAUCCUUUUCCAAUGCUUCCAAACUGUCUGAAUUCAUGUCAGAGGCAUCUUAUCAUCUUUGUAAGAUCAUUGAAUUAAAAGCUUUGGACUAUCCUUCUCACUCGAGUUGUGUCUCAGGGAAUGAAAAUUGUUCUUCAAGUCAGAAUUUUCAAUGUACUGUUGGAAUAUCAACGCAUGGCUCCAAAAUUAGGGAUUCAAAUUUAGAUAGUUCAUUCUUAACCAAUGACAAAUCUUUCUGGGUUCGAUUUUUCUGGUUAAGUGGGCGAUUGUCUAUUUUGGAUGGUAACAAGGCAAAAGCUCAUGAAGAAUUCUCUAUUUCCUUGUCACUUUUGAAAAAUAAGGAAAAUAUGAAUGAUUUUCCAUGUGUAGUCCAGCUCCCACACUGCAAGGUUAUUAAAGAGUUAACCAUUGAUAGGCUUCUCCAUGAAAUUAAUAUUUUAAAGGUUGAUUUCAUGAUGGAAAAGACUUUAGGUGAGAUGAUUGAGAAAGAGAUGUAUAUGGAGUGCGUUAACUUACUUGCUCCACUUCUAUUCUCUACAAAAAAUGUUCACCUUGAUGCAUUGCCUUCAGCUAUUGCGGAUACAAACAGUGAAGGGAUUACUUCUCUUGAAAUGUCAGCGCUAGACAUUUUAAUCAAAGCUUGUGAGAAGAUAAAGCCAGUGGAUGCUGAGUUAUAUUUGAAUUGCCACAGACGAAAGCUGCAAAUACUCAUGGUAGCAACUGGAAUGGAUGAUUACCUUGCUUCAUGUAAACCCUUUCGUCAGAAGUUGGGGUCAAAAACACCUUCUGGUUCUGAUAUAGAAUUAAAAGAAAGUUCAAGCAAGCACUGGAAUUGCUUGGUUACAGAGGAAGUGAAGGCAAUCUCUGACUGUGUUUCACAAGUGAAGAGCUUCAUUGAUCAGUCAGGAGAUCCUAAUGGCAUUCUUGUCCCAAUGAGCUGCAUUGGUGAUAUUCAAUCUUUGCUGUUGUCAGUCAUGUGCAAUGUUGCAAGCAUAUUGCUAUGCAAGAAAUCUUCUGGGCUGUUAGUUGCUGAUGAUGCUGAAAGAUGCUGCUUUGUUGAUGCAGCCAUUGGAUUCUGCAAACUUCAACACCUCAACCCUAAUUGGCCUGUUAAAACUCAAGUUGAGUUAAUUGUUGCAAUGCAUGACUUGCUUGCUGAGUAUGGGCUCUGCUGUGCGGGUGUAGGAAAUGAUGGGGAGGAAGGAACGUUUCUUAAAUUUGCAAUAAAGCAUCUCUUGGCCUUAGAUAUGAAGCUUAAAUCCAACUCUAAUACUUUAAAUAGGGAAAAGACUCAAUGUCAUGAGCAGGUCUGCAAUUAUAGUCCUGCCAAAACUUCUCUAAAUGAAUCAAGAAUAGAUACGCUGGAGGUGGGGAUGGGUCCGACUCAAAUUGAUGGAAAUUGUAUCAUGGAGAAGGAUAUUUCUGAUAAGAUAACUUCCAAGGACAUUUCAUCUCAUAAAUCCCUGGAUAAGGAGAGUGCUGGGGUAGAAGGUGGAAACCGAGGCAGUGAUGGGUCUGAUGGAGAGUUGAACAAAGGUGAAAAAGCAAGCAAUCAAUUGAUUGAAUGUGGAAAUGAAUUUACUGAAGAUGAAAGGGAGGAACUUGAGUCAAAAAUUGAUAAUGCAUUAGAUCAGUGCUUUUUCUGCUUAUAUGGUCUAAAUCUUAGGUCUGAUUCUUCCUAUGAAGAUGAUCCAGUUAGCCACAAAAAUACUAGCCGUGGGGAUUACCAGACCAAGGAACAGUGUGCUGAUGUUUUCCAGUAUAUUCUCCCCUAUGCAAAAGCUUCUUCUAGAACUGGAUUGGUCAAACUUCGAAGAGUAUUAAGAGCUAUACGGAAACACUUUCCACAUCCACCAGAAGAUGUUUUGUCUGGAAGUGCAAUAGAGAAAUUCUUGAAUGAUCCAGAUUUAUGUGAAGAUAAACUCUCAGAGGAGGCUGGUUCUGACGGAUUUCUUGAGACUAUGAAGAAGAUAAUAUUUCCUGAUGAGGGUAGCCUCCAACAGCACAAGGCCUCGUCAGUUGGGAGCUCUGAGCCAUAUUUGGAGGUCUAUUCCAAUUUGUAUUAUCUCAUGGCUCAGUCUGAGGAAAUCAGUGCAACUGAUAAAUGGCCUGGCUUUGUACUAACAAGGGAAGGGGAGGAAUUUGUACAGCAAAAUGCAAACCUCUUCAAAUAUGAUUUAUUAUACAACCCUCUACGAUUUGAAAGUUGGCAACGGCUUGCAAAUAUUUAUGAUGAGGAGGUAGACUUGUUGCUAAAUGAUGGCAGCAAGCACAUUAAUGUAGUAGGAUGGAGGAAGAAUGCUACUUUACCUCAGAGAGUAGAGACAAGCCGAAGGAGGAGUAGGCGGUGUUUUUUAAUGAGUUUGGCAUUGGCAAAGACAUCAGCUCAGCAGUGUGAGAUACAUGAAUUAUUGGCAUUGGUAUACUAUGACGGCCUUCAGAAUGUGGUGCCAUUUUAUGAUCAGCGUUAUGUUGUACCCUCAAAGGAUGCAGCAUGGAUGAUAUUCUGUGAGAACUCAUUGAAACAUUUUAAGAAAGCUUUUGUGCACAAGCAAGAUUGGUCCCAUGCAUUCUAUAUGGGAAAACUCUGUGAAAAGCUUGGAUACUCACAUGAGACAUCAUUGUCAUAUUAUGAUAAGGCUAUUGCUUUGAAUCCAUUAGCUGUGGACCCUGUCUACAGGAUGCAUGCUUCACGCUUGAAGUUACUUUAUACGUGUGGAAAACAGAAUCCGGAGGUUUUAAAGGUUCUUUCAGAAUAUUCUUUUAGUCAGUCAGUUAGGGAUGCGGUCAUGAUUAUCCUUGGUAAAAUGAGUUCUGAAAUUUUGCACUCACUAAUACAUACCAAGGAUGAAACUCAAGCAAAUGCUGAUGAGAUUAAGUAUGAAAAAUCACUUAAAUUGGAGGAGGCAUGGCGCAUGAUUUACAGUGACUGCAUUUCUGCCCUUGAAACAUGUGUUGAAGGGGAUCUUAAGCAUUUUCACAAGGCCAGAUAUAUGCUAGCUCAAGGGCUGUAUAAAAGGGGUGAGACAGGCGAUUUGGAAAGGGCAAAGGACGAACUUUCUUUUUGCUUCAAAUCAUCUCGCUCAUCCUUUACAAUAAAUAUGUGGGAGAUUGAUAGCAUGGUUAAAAAAGGAAGGCGAAAAACUCCAGGUCUUGCUGGGAGCAAAAAGGUCCUUGAAGUCAACUUACCAGAGAGCUCUCGAAAAUUUAUUACUUGCAUUCGGAAGUACAUGCUGUUCUAUUUGAAAUUGUUGGAGGAGACUGGAGACAUAUGUACCCUUGAUCGAGCUUAUUUAUCUCUUCGGGCAGAUAAGAGGUUUUCACUGUGCAUUGAAGAUCUUGUACCAGUGGCACUUGGGAGGUAUAUUAAAGCCCUAAUUUCAUCAAUGCAUAAUACUGAGACUGUUGGUUCUAGUUCUGCAAGCAGUUCAGAGCAUGUCCUGGAGAAAUUGUUUGCUUUGUUCAUGGAACAGGGGAACUUAUGGCCUGAAAUCUGUGGUUUGGCUGAGAUUAAGAGCCCAGAAACAUCAGAGAGCAGCUUAUAUGGAUAUCUUCAUGAACAUAUCAUAUCUUUAGAGAGGAAUGGAAAGCUGGAAACUCUUGAAGCAAUAAAUGAGAAGAUUCGAAAGCGUUUUAAGAAUCCAAAGUUGUCAAACAGUAACUGUGCAAAAGUUUGUCAGCAUGCUUCUGUGGCUUGGUGUCGAUCCCUCAUAAUAAGCUUGGCAUCAAUCACUCCAUUACCUUAUGAAUUUUCAAGCGAGAGUCCGGUCCUUGUUCCAUCAGAUGGAUGGUUGGAAAAUAGCCAUCUGCUUUGUGUUGAUCUGCAAAUAAAUGAAUUGUGGAACUCAGCAUUUGAAAACUCAAUUCAAUUAAAAAAUCUUGAAACAAAAUGGUACCCAAUUUUGUCUAAAAUCAAGAAUAUAAUUAUCAAGAAAGCUUCAGAAGAAAAUUUGGAGACUGCAAAUGCUUUGCUUAAAUCUACUUACAAUUAUUAUCGGGAGAGCUCCUGUGUGGUGCUUCAAUCUGGUGUCAUUCUUAAUCUGGUUCCAUCUCGGUUAGCAACAGGAACACAAUUUCAGCCAAGCAUGGAUGGGGUUGAAAUGCUUGAUCUGAGCAUUCCAAGGAAGCUUCUCUUGUGGGCCUAUACAUUAUUGCAUGGCCGUUGUGCUAACAUAACAGCUGUUGUAAAGUAUUGUGAAGAAAAUGCAAAGUCAAAGAUGAAAAAAGGAACUGGAACCUCACCCGCAACUGUAAAUGUAUCUAGUACCACCACUACUCUUGCAGGUGCUGGGAAAGAUGGAGCAAGCCAUGUUGGAAGCAGUGAUGUGGAGGCUUCUCCACUGACGACAAUGGCAUCUACUCUGUUGUCUGAGGGUGAUACCCGACAUUGUGUGAAUCAACUACCAUCUCUAGGUGAGAGUCAAAAGGGGUUAUUUGUUACACCGCAACUGCAUCAGUGUAAAAAUAUUGUUGCAGAACGCAGCAAUUUGGCAGGUCAUGAAGGAGAUUCUGACAAAAGUUAACUUCAUCUCACUGACUGAACUGCAUUUAACUGGUUGUUGUAGAAACCAUCCUUGUGCAUUCCACCUAAUUUGUUAUCAUAGAAAAUAUGACAUCAUACAUGUAAAAAAGAAUCUUUUUUUUUUUUAUGAAUACAUGUAAAAAAGAAUCUUGGGAUUGAGGGCUUUUUAAGAGAAUGGAUUAGUCUAAAAUCCCUGUUGUAUGAUAGCCUAAGGCUGAUUUUAGAGUAAAUGAAAUGUUACUAGUAUU